AUGUUCAAGAAAGCUGUCAAAGACCAUCCUGGAGGGGCCUCCAAACCCCUUCAGUCCAAUUUUCUCCGCGCAAACUCCAUUGUAUCUUCCAAACCCACACAGCCACAAUCCGUCGGCGUCAAACGAAAAAUCGACAUGGGCCAUGGCGGGGAAUCCACGCUUGGUUCCCUCCACAGCACGGUUUAUUUUGACGAAAAUGACUUCGACGAUGAUCUGGAUCUCGAUAUUGACGAGCCCAUCGCAUUGAAUAUCCCAAGCGCAACGAGCACCACCUACGCCUCGAAGCCCGACCCCGUCGCCUACCCGACCAUCGACCUCACAUCAUCGGAUGCCCGCGCCCCGGCACCUGCCCCAGCGAGCAAGCCACAGUCAGACAUCGCAUAUCCGGAUCUGCCGCCUGCAUCCCAGGAAUAUGCUGCUCCUACAAGCAGCAUCCAGAUUCCGUGGUCUUCCUCCCCUCCUUCACACUUCCAGCCGCCCCCCAAACCGCGUACGCUACCAUGGUUGAAGGAAGCCAAGGAAGAGGCAAUUCAGGACAAGCGGAACAACCUCAUUACACCAAAGCGGACAAGGCCUGCAGAGCCUUGGAAUAAGAGUGCGAGUGCCAUUAAGGAGGAACAAAAGGAGCUGAGACGGGAAUACAAGAAAACCCAAAAUGUGGACGGGGCUCCAAAACAGAAAGAGAGCAACAAAGUGCCAACUGUUUUCCUGAGUGAUGAACAAAGACAUGUUUUGGAUGCUGUAGUUGAACAGGGAAAGAGUAUCUUCUUCACCGGCUCAGCAGGUACCGGAAAGUCGGUUCUCAUGAGAGAAAUUAUCAAGAAGCUACGCAACAAGUUCAAGCGAGAACCAGAUCGUGUUGCGGUGACGGCCUCGACCGGUCUGGCAGCCUGUAAUAUUGGAGGUGUGACCCUUCAUAGUUUUGCCGGUAUUGGAUUGGGCAAAGAGGCUGUACCUGAAUUGGUCAAGAAGAUCAAGAAAAAUCAGAAAGCCCGGAAUCGCUGGCUCCGCACCAAGGUUCUUGUCAUUGAUGAAGUAUCAAUGGUUGAUGGUGACCUGUUCGAUAAGCUUGAAGAAAUUGCCCGGCGAAUUCGGAACAAUGGGCGUGCAUUUGGAGGCAUCCAACUCGUUGUUACCGGUGACUUCUUCCAGCUACCCCCUGUGCCAGAAGGGCACAACCGCGAAGCAAGGUUUGCCUUCGCGGCGGCGACUUGGAACACGUCGAUCCAGCACACCAUCCUCUUGACGCACGUCUUCCGUCAAAAGGACCCCGAUUUCGCGGCCAUGCUCAAUGAAAUGCGAUUGGGCAAGAUCAGUCCCAAGACAGUCGAAGCAUUCCGAAAGCUUUCUCGACCACUUGACUUCCACGACGCGCUUGAGGCAACCGAACUGUUCCCCACACGUGCCGAAGUUGAGAAUGCAAAUUCCGCACGGAUGGGCCGACUUUCCGGCGAGAUGAUUACGUUCAAUGCUGUCGAUUCAGGGACUAUACAAGAUGCCCAGCACCGGGAGAAGCUGUUAUCUAACUGCAUGGCUCCACAGACUAUUCAUCUAAAGAAAGGUGCCCAAGUGAUGCUCAUCAAGAACAUGGAAGACACACUUGUCAACGGGUCCAUUGGCCGUGUUGUUGCUUUCAUGGAUGAGACGACUUUUGACUAUUACCGGGACAAUGAAGGCGACUUUGCCGGAGGUGAUGGCAAUGACAACGAUGAGGACGCAGCUCUGCGCGCUCGGAAGAAGCUGAAGCCCAUGGCUCACAAAGAGGGCGGGGUUACAGUGACGCGCAAAUGGCCCAUGGUGUGCUUCGUCCAGCCCGAUGGAACAGAAAGACACCUACUUUGUCAACCAGAAGCCUGGAAAAUCGAGCUUCCCAACGGUGAAGUUCAAGCCCAGCGUCAGCAGGUGCCUCUGAUCCUGGCGUGGGCAUUGUCCAUCCACAAGGCUCAGGGCCAAACUCUUCAACGGGUGAAAGUUGACCUGGGACGAGUCUUUGAAAAAGGGCAAGCUUAUGUGGCACUCAGUCGCGCUACAUCUCAGGCAGGGUUGCAGGUUCUGCGGUUUGAACCACGGAAGGUUAUGGUGCAUCCUAGAGUGACUGAUUUCUACUCCAAUUUGGUAUCCAUAACCCAAGUGAUCAAACCCAAGAGAUCCGGCGCUGAUGACUUUGAGGAUGACUGCUUUGAUGGUUUAUAG
Messenger RNA from Penicillium canariense, 2193 nucleotides. RefSeq names its product DEAD/DEAH box helicase. Gene Ontology annotation, molecular function: ATP hydrolysis activity; DNA helicase activity. The transcript has 3 exons. Gene Ontology annotation, biological process: DNA repair; telomere maintenance. The record is from RefSeq and is a predicted model, not a curated record. NCBI's taxonomy places the organism in Eukaryota, Fungi, Ascomycota, Eurotiomycetes, Eurotiales, Aspergillaceae. Bases 1 to 2193 code for a protein of 730 amino acids.